CACUUCAAACUCUCGACGGCUACAUAUAUAAGCGCUUCGACCUUACGGUUCUAAUCGAUAUGGCCGGUGGUUCACCUAUAGCCGCGCAACGGAUACGGCGUAUGCAAACCCAGGGUAAGAACGCACAAGCGCAUCGGGACAGCAAAGCCACCAGGUUACGACGAAGUCCGCGCAUCGCAAGCACAUUGAGGGUUGAGAAGAGGUCUGGAUCUCGGGCAAUUAUUAAACAGAUCCAGAAACCAGCUGGCAAAGAAAACUCGUCACAACAAAGACGCAGAAGCCUACGCCUCCGAACCGCCAAUCCUAUCCAGACAACGCCCGCCUCGGUUCAGCAGGCGAAAACGCUGAAGCGACCUCGAGAAGAAGACCCAAGUUCCACCCUCCCGCACUUCGCCCGAGCCGUUUCAAAAGCGAGUACGAACAUCAGCAGCUUCAUCGAGAAAUCAGCGGCUUUUCAAUUUCUCAUAGCGAUGAAUUACAUGUUCUACCGACAUCCAAUCACCAAGUUUGAUAUCUCGCCAACGGAGGAGGGAGAUCAAAGGUGGAAAGCAUACACCUUUGUCCGGAACGUCUACGAUUUGUGGCUUCCUGAGCACUUUCAAAGAAUCUGCUCCGUUAUCGACAAGUUACCCGCUGGCUUGAAUUUUGAAUUCUCUGAUCAGUCCGAACCUCUGUUUUUAGACCAGGAACGAGCUUCUUCACACUCAGGGCUGUCCCAGCGACUUGAAGACUACAGCCUAGUCGGUGAACGAGUUAUACCAGACAGCCAGCCAAGCGUGCCGCAAAUCACCCCCGACACAACGACCCGGACUGAGUCAAGCAAUCACAAGAGGAAGAAAUAACGACGAAUAGACAUGGAUAUGAGAAACCCUUCUAA
Trematosphaeria pertusa is the source of this 877-nucleotide messenger RNA. RefSeq lists its product as uncharacterized. The transcript has 4 exons. The coding region runs from base 60 to 842 and encodes 260 amino acids. The record is from RefSeq and is a predicted model, not a curated record. Lineage: Eukaryota; Fungi; Ascomycota; Dothideomycetes; Pleosporales; Trematosphaeriaceae.